Molecule: messenger RNA, 579 nt
Organism: Rhizoctonia solani
Lineage: Eukaryota; Fungi; Basidiomycota; Agaricomycetes; Cantharellales; Ceratobasidiaceae
Product: maltose O-acetyltransferase
Exons: 3
Coding region: 1-579 (192 amino acids)
Molecular function (GO): acetyltransferase activity
Source: RefSeq, a predicted model, not a curated record
AUGUCUUCUGAUGAACUCGACCGCAGUGUCUUCGAAGGAAUGAUUGCUGGAAGACCUUACUUGGCUAGCGAUCCAUAUAUACAAAGAAUAGCAGGGGAGCAGGGUAGAAAGGUUAGGGAGCUCAACGCCGAGCAAGAUGACGAAAAGAGAGAGGUACUACUCAGGCAAUUGUUGAAAUGCAAGGAGGAUGCUCAGGUAGCGAUUGUCAUGCCGUUCUUUUGCGAAUACGGAUUCAACGUUAUCAUCGAGGGCGAUGUUUUUAUUGGGACAGGGUGUACGAUGUUAGAUGUUUGCCCAAUAACUAUUGGCGAACGUACACUCAUUGGCCCAAAUGUGCAGAUAUAUACCCCGGUCCACCCUCUCAAGCCAGAGGAGCGCAAUGGCUUGAAGGGAGCUGAAUGGGCAAAGCCAAUCAAAAUUGGAAAGGAUUGCUGGAUAGGGGGUGCAGCGAUUAUCUGCCCUGGCGUAACGAUUGGUGAUGGGUCUACUGUCGGCGCUGGGAGCGUUGUAACGAAGGACGUUGAGCCCAGGUGUCUUGUGGCUGGGAACCCAGCGAGGUUGAUCAAACGAAUCGAUUAG